AUGGAAUUUUCAGAGCCUUUUGAGCUGAAUCGGAUGCUAAAAAUUUCCAGAAGCUCUCCAAAUAAAAAUCCUUACUCCUAUGGGAGAAAUAAAAUUGAAGGAAGAAGGACUCCGAGGCGCGCUCCUAUUGAGCAGAUAGGACACAUCCUGACGAAACUGAAAACAGUGCUUUUGUUACUUUUGAACUAGGCCUUUAGUUUUGGGAAGCCUCGCUGAAGAUGGAAGCUUUUAUUUCUCCCCUAAGAUUUUCCUGUCAUGCCAAGCAGGUUUUGCCUAUCAUGGUCUUUCUUAUCGGAGCCAUCUUGGCACACUCCAGGCUGUAGUUCUGCCCUAAGGAGUUGAUACCAUCGACAGGUGAUUCCUGUUGGAAAUUCAAAAUGGCAGCCUUCAUUUUCCUCAUUUGAAUACUGAGACUAUGGAGCUGAAUUUUUAUAGCCAAGAGAGGAGAAGUCUAGUGGAUUAUCCCUCUUAUAUCCAGCAUAACUUUUAACUUAUAUUACUCCUACGAGAUCGCUACAACCCAAGAAUCAAUCGACAAGAUGCUGGAAUUAGCCCAAAGUAUAGAAGACUGUUUAUUUUAUUCUCCGCCAAUACCAGAGGCACCUUUACGAAAAUUCAGCAUUCAAGAGCAGCAACAAGAGCAAGCUGAAGAAGUUCCACGGCCAAUGACCCCAGAAAAGGAGGAAGAGUCUCCUACUAAUAUAGAAGUCGAAAGAGAUGAAACAUAUAGAGAAAGUUUUUCCCAGUCAAUAGCCAAAGUUUCAAGCCUAACCAAGUCUCUAAAGUUCGAGGACACUCCACAAGCAGUUCAAAACGCUGAUAUGAUUCAGCUUAAAGUCUAUCUUUUUUCCACCCUUGAAAAUAUGAUUGUUUCCAUCCCAAAAUCUUCAACAGUAGAGCAACUAAUCGCCAAAGUGAUUUCUUCCUAUCUCCGAAGCUCAGCCAGCAGAGACAAAGAACUCCCAUAUGGCCCAAUUCCAGAAGGCUACGAAAUUUGGCUUGUAGACGAUGAUACUUGUAUGCCUGAAACUGAUUUUAAUGUCGACAGAGCAAUGAAAGUCCGCGAUUUAGGAGUCGAUUCACUAGCUUUUUGUGCAAUUCCUAAUUAUGCAGGUGAAGCAAGGCUGUCAGUGUCGCAUAAGCAGGUAAGAAGAGUUUCUGAAAUAGGGCAAUGUAUAGCGUUAAAAAUUUAUUUUGAAGAAAACUCGACAAUAGUGAAAGCCCAGCCGAAUGACUCUUUACGAGAUAUUUUGCAUAAGCUGCAACAGAAGUUUUCAGGUGUUUCCUAUUUCCAUCCUGAUGAGUUUGAGUUUAAAAUUGACGUUGACCUUGAAGACUCCUUUCAGAAAGAAGAGUGCAACGUUGAUUUAGACUUGCAUGUUCAAGCCCUUGGCACUACAGAAUUAAAACUCUGCAGAAAAGUCUAUGUGGAUACUCCAAUAGAAAGAGUUUUUAUCAAAAAAGAACUCCCUGUUAUAAAAGAACUCAGCGAAGAAGAAAUGAAAUUUGACCCUCUAAGAUUCCAUUUGACAAAAGCACAAGCCUGCGCUUAUCAAGAAUUCCCUAUCAUCAAAGUCAACAGAAGGGGCAAGAGGCAAAAAAGAAUUCUAGGAAUCGACCAAAUCAGGCUUUAUAACAUGACAGAAACCAUGGCAAAAGCUGCUAUAAAAGGAAAAGCUUCAGGAACAGCUCAACAUGUCAUGAGGAAAAAAUUCGCUGGCAUUUUUAAGUCAAUAACCCACCACCCUGAAAUCCCGAUUUCUACAAUACAUUUGGUAGAGCAAGACGAAAAAAACUUAAACUGCUUGUGGAUCGAUUAUACUGAAGAUAACGUUAAGAAAAGGAAAAUGUAUGAAGCUGAGACCGCAGCGAAUGCUGUAGAAAUUAUUGCGAAAAUAAUGAAGCUGAUGACCUUGAAUGUAUCAGAAGAAAAAAAAUUUUAG
Molecule: messenger RNA, 1943 nt
Organism: Blepharisma stoltei
Lineage: Eukaryota; Ciliophora; Heterotrichea; Heterotrichida; Blepharismidae
Source: the annotation of a GenBank genome assembly